GAGAGCAAGCUCUAGCCUUCUCAGUCCUCCAUCGAAGUAAGCUGUCCCCAAACACAGUUCGCUUUCCUAGCCUCUGCCGUCUCUCUACCUAUCUAUCUCUCCCUUUCCGUUGGGCUGUGAGGAAGAAGGAUAGACAGAGAAAGGGAUGAUGUCGAGGGAGCGCAAGAAAGUGGCUGCUCUGCAGGAGAAGCUGCAAAUCCUCCGCUCUAUCACUCACUCCCAUGCUUUGAGCAACACGUCCAUAAUCAUGGACGCUUCGAAGUACAUCAAGGAGCUGAAGCAGAAGGUCGUGAUGCUGAACCAGGAGAUCGCUUGCGCGCAAGACUCUCGCAGCAAGCAGAGCUCCUACCCGACGGUGACCGUUGAAACCCUAGGACACGGGUCGUUCCUCGUCAACGUGUUCUCCGACAAGAGCUGCCCGGGGCUUCUCGUUUCCAUCCUCGAGGCCUUCGACGACCUGGGCCUUGGGGUCCUGGAAGCCACCGCCGCUUGCGCCGACACAUUCCGCCUAGAAGCCAUAGGAGGGGAGAACCUGGCGGAGAACGUGGACGAGCACGUGGUGAAGCAGGCCGUGCUCCGGGCCAUAAGCGCCUGCUCCUCCCAGUCCCCGAGCGCCGGCGCCGAGCACGACGACGAGCAAAUAUAGCGCAGUACGACGUCGAGCUAGCGCCCAUGAUAGCAUCUCCGGCGUCGAUCGAUCGUGUGAAAAUCUGCAUCGAUCGAUCAUAUAUAUUAGUUAAUGAUCUGUAUCAUUAUCUCUCUAUAUAUCUCUCCCUCGAUCUCAUUCCUUCCUAUUCGUUCACCUGUGUGUGGGCACUAGUGCGAUCAAUGCAUAUGGCUCGUCGUCGUAGCUAAUUAAUUCCGUGAAUCAGCACGAUAUAUAUAUCCUGUAAUGCUAGCAGUCAAUUAGGGGAUGAGCGGGGGAUAAUAUGAAAAUAAUCAAGAGUGAUCUUGAUUAUGCAUGUAACAUGUGAUGGCCAGGUCUGGAAGCUAAGCUAAUCGGAGCUAGUAAUUGGCCUAUUAUUGUAUGAACUCUUCUUUAUGCAUGAUGAAUUGGACCGAUAAUAACAUGCACGUCCA
Molecule: messenger RNA, 1080 nt
Organism: Brachypodium distachyon (stiff brome)
Lineage: Eukaryota; Viridiplantae; Streptophyta; Magnoliopsida; Poales; Poaceae
Exons: 4
Coding region: 146-646 (166 amino acids)
Biological process (GO): regulation of DNA-templated transcription
Cellular component (GO): nucleus
Molecular function (GO): DNA-binding transcription factor activity; sequence-specific DNA binding; protein dimerization activity
Source: RefSeq, a predicted model, not a curated record